Molecule: messenger RNA, 1479 nt
Organism: Fimicolochytrium jonesii
Lineage: Eukaryota; Fungi; Chytridiomycota; Chytridiomycetes; Spizellomycetales; Powellomycetaceae
Product: ubiquitin carboxyl-terminal hydrolase
Exons: 8
Coding region: 43-1188 (381 amino acids)
Biological process (GO): protein deubiquitination; ubiquitin-dependent protein catabolic process
Cellular component (GO): cytoplasm
Molecular function (GO): cysteine-type deubiquitinase activity
Source: RefSeq, a predicted model, not a curated record
ACUUUUUCUGGGAAAGUGCACCCCGCCGACAUUGGCCUCAAAAUGCCAAACACAACCACCGACGACGACACAGACGGCGGUCUACCCUCCACAACACUCCCUGCUCCACCACAGCCCCCGUCAAUACCACCUAACGAACUCGAUGUGCGCGUCGGCGACCCGCUAGAAGCGUCCCCAUGGUCAACCAUCGAGAGCGAUCCAGCGGUGUUCACGGAACUAGCAGCCAAGAUCGGCAUCAAAGGCGUGCAGGUGGAGGAGAUCUUUUCGAUGGAUGAGGGUUCUUUUGACGCGCUAGGACAAAUCUACGGCCUAAUCUUCCUCUUCCGAUGGCAAGACGCGGACACGGAGGAGAGCGCGAAGCAACCGGGCGAGAAGGAUGGGGACGGCUUGUUUUUUCUAAAUCAGGUGGUGGAAAACGCCUGUGCGACGCAGGCACUUGUUAGCAUCGCGCUGAACUGCUCCGACGUGCCCGGGAUCGACAUUGGGGAUGAGUUGCGACGGUUUAAGGAGUUUACGAGGGAUUUCUCGCCGGCUAUGAGAGGCCUAGCCCUAGUCAACAGCCACGCCCUCCGCACCGCUCACAACAGUUUUGCUCGCCAAACAGACCUCCCCGUUCUAAACUACCCCAUCCCCGAAAACCACACCCCAAAAAGCAAAAAACGAAAACAUGAAGAAGACGAGCAGGACCCGCCGUACCACUUCAUCUCGUAUCUGAUGUACAGGGGCAGUGUGUGGGAAGUGGAUGGGUUGAAGAGGUGGGCCAAGCGGUUGGGUGCGGUCGGGGAGGGGCAGGGGUGGGUGGGUGUUGCGUUGGGGGCAGUCAGGGAGCGGAUGAAGGGUUACGAAAACGACGCAGUGGAAUUCAACCUCAUGGCGGUGACCCACGACCGGCUGCUCACACUGACUGCCGAGCACGCCGAACAGACAAAAGUCGCGGAGGAGAUGCGCGCGCGGCUGGACUCGCUGCCUACCCUCAACGACGAGGAACGGGAGGCGAUGGUGUCGACGUUGAGGAUCGUGCUGGCGCAGUGUGAUGCGACGCAGCGGGGGAUCGAGGCGUUGAGGAGUGACCGGGAACGCAGUAAGGCAGAAAACAUCCGCCGCCGCUUCAAUUACGGACCGUUCAUCAAACGAUACCUGGAGCUGCUGCAUAAGAAGGAUUUGUUGGCGGGUGUGCUUGAAUCGUGAUGCGGUUCGUGAAAAACAAUCAGGAUACCACAAAGAGCAGCAUGGCGGGGGGUUUUUUUGGGAUGUUUUGCAGCGUGCAUGUUGGGAAUGGGACGGAGUUUGUGUGGGGUGGUGAGGGGGGAGAGACCCGCACGGCGUAAGUGCGAAAUGUUAGGCUGUUAGCGGGGCGAACAUAUGCGGACGUUAGGACGCAUCCUGCACAGGGCAUCUAAAGCAAGUGCUUCGUCUUUUAGAUAGAGGAGAGGUUGGAUGUACAGUAUAUAUACAAUGUGGAUCAAUCACAAGAAGGUA